UAGAGAGGGAGAGGGAGCUUUGUGGUGAAGCCAAUGUUUGUCGUCGAACUCCAGCAAAUAUGAGGAUGGGAAGAUAAUGGCCCACACUGAACAGAAUGGCUGAACCUCCGAAAUUAUCAAUUUGUGUCAUUUUAUGAUGCAUUCUGACAAAACUAAGCCUGGAGAAGAGAGUGGACAGAAAGGAACAAAUGAUCGCAUCUGUUUUUUCAACCCAUUCUUCAUACCAUCCUGAGGUAUUGAGGAGGAAGGAUGGUUUUUGAGUGCAGUGUGCCAUCUUUUUGAAAUCACUGGAUCUAACAUCUCCAUGGAGGAAUUACUGGAGACAUCUGCGCGCUCCGAGAUGCCGUAGCUCUACACGAGCCGUGAUAGAUUGAGUACUUUUAUGGAAAUUGCUUGGACAUUUCUGAGAGACGUGCGGGCAGCAAUAAUACCACACACAUAAGCCAGCGCCGGCGAUCUGUGUGUCUCUGCAAUAAGUGGCUGAUAAAAAGCAAUAAACUCUCUAAAAUAAAUACAGUCAUCCGGUUGUGCGCCAUGGGCGACGAGGCGUCAAACUUCAGGGGAAGCAGCAGGACCGGUGUCUCAUCACUAAAACGCAGGACUGGUGAGGAUCACGGCAGAGGGGAGAGUCUACUAAAUUAAAACUGAUCUCCACUGAGAACAAUGAGAUUAACGAUUUUUGAGUUGCCAGAUUACCACUGUGACAGUUUUUGAUGUUAUUCAGAAAACACGAUUCAGAUCUGGGCUGUGCUGGACUUGGUCACUUUGAUUUGUUCGAGUGGCAGAGAGGGACAUGAAAUGCUUUGUUUUGUGCUUGAAAUAAACGAAUACAGCCAUAUCAUUUAAGAAAUAACUUUUAAAGGGGAUCUUUCAUAUUUUUGUUUGCACUAUGAUGGAACGAUCGCCGUGCUCGAAGAAGAGCCUGUCCCUGUCGCUCCCGGUUCCCCGGGAAGGACAGGCGACUCUGAAGCCUCCGCAGCAUCUUUGGAGACAACCCCGGACCCCCAUCAAAAUCAAACACCGGGGCUACUCCGACACCGACCGGCAUCACCACCGGCACAUGGAGCGCUCAGACGCCGUGGAUACGACCGACCGACCAGGACUGAAAAAGUCUCGGAUGUCUUGGCCGUCCUCUUUCCACGGGACCACAAACACCUCCAUCGGAAAUUGUGUCGGGAAUAAACGCUUCGAUUCAGAGAAUGGUCCCUCUCCAGGACGCAGUCCCAUGGAUUCGCAGGCGAGUCCUGGGUUGGUGCUCCACCCUUCUUUCCCCCAGAGCCAGCGCAGGGAGUCCUUCCUGUACCGCUCAGACUCAGACUUCGACACGUCGCCGAAAACCAUGUCACGAAACUCCUCCAUCAACAGUGAGGGGCACGCCGAAGACAUGAUCGUCACCCCUUUCGCUCAGGUGUUGGCCAGCCUACGAACUGUAAGAAGCAACUUCACCAUCCUCGCCAAUGUCACAACAACCACUAACAAGAGGUCACCAGUGACAAGCCAGCCCACUGUUCCCCAAGCUACACUCUCUGAUGAGACAUACCAGCAGAUGGCUCGGGAGACUCUGGAGGAACUGGACUGGUGUCUGGACCAGCUGGAGACCAUUCAGACUCACCGCUCCGUCAGCGAGAUGGCCUCCAAUAAGUUCAAGAGGAUGUUGAACAGGGAGCUGUCCCAUUUGUCAGAGAUGAGUCGCUCAGGGAACCAGGUGUCAGAAUACAUCUCCACUACCUUUCUAGAUAAGCAGAACGACGUGGAGAUCCCAUCCCCGACUUUAAGGGAGAGGGAGAAGCCCAUGUGUCACAUCAGCGGUGUGAAGAAGCUCACGCACAGUUCAAGCCUUUCAAACUCCACCAUGCCUCGGUUUGGCGUGAAGACUGAACACGAGGAUGCGUUAGACAGAGAGCUGACUGACUUAAACAUGUGGGGCCUUAAUAUCUUUCGUGUGGCGGAGUUCUCUAAUAACAGACCCCUCAGCUGCAUAAUGUUUUCCAUCUUCCAGGAAAGAGAUCUGCUAAAUACCUUUCGGAUCCCCGUGGAUACGUUUGUCACCUAUGUGAUGACCCUGGAGGACCACUACCAUGCCAACGUGGCCUACCACAACAGCCUCCACGCUGCAGAUGUCACUCAGUCUACUCAUGUACUACUAUCCACGCCGGCUCUAGAUGCUGUGUUCACUGAUCUAGAGAUACUAGCUGCGUUAUUUGCGGCUGCCAUCCACGAUGUGGACCAUCCAGGAGUGUCCAACCAAUUCCUCAUAAACACAAAUUCAGAGCUAGCCCUGAUGUACAACGAUGAGUCUGUGUUGGAGAACCAUCACCUAGCUGUGGGCUUCAAGCUGCUUCAUGAAGACAACUGUGACAUCUUCCAGAACCUGAGCAAGAGGCAGAGACAGAGUCUGAGGAAACUUGUCAUUGACAUGGUUUUGGCAACGGAUAUGUCUAAACACAUGAGUUUGCUGGCCGACCUCAAGACUAUGGUGGAAACGAAGAAAGUGACAAGUUCUGGAGUAUUGCUGCUUGACCAUUAUAAUGAUAGGAUACAGGUGCUAAGGAACAUGGUGCACUGUGCUGACCUAAGCAAUCCUACGAAACCCCUGGCUGUGUAUCGACAAUGGACGGAGAGGAUCAUGGAGGAGUUCUUCAGGCAGGGAGAUAAGGAGAGAGAGCGAGGGAUGGAGAUCAGCCCCAUGUGCGACAAACACACUGCUUCUGUGGAAAAGAGCCAGGUGGGCUUUAUUGACUACAUUGUCCACCCGCUGUGGGAGACAUGGGGGGACCUUGUGCACCCUGAUGCCCAGGACAUCCUGGACACUCUGGAGGACAACAGGGACUGGUACCAGAGCACUAUCCCACAAAGCCCCUCGCCACCACCUGUGUGCCAGGAUAAGGAUCUAAACGUCUGCAUGGACAAGUUUCAGUUUCAGCUCACCCUGGAGGACGGCACUCAGGGAGAAGAGGAGGACGAGGGGGACAUGCCUACACUGAACCACGUGGCACAAGACUGCAGUCAGGGGGAGGAGGAGGAGGAGGAGGAGGAGGAAGAGGAGGAGGAGGAAGAGGAGGACAAAAAAGAGGAGGACAUAAUGGCAGAGGAGGAAAAUGGGGACAUUAUAGAAGAGGAAGAGGAGGUAGCAAUGGAGGAGAUGGAGGAGGUGGAGGAGGAACAGGAGGAGGAGCUAAAGGCUCAGUUGCAGGUAAGAUCUGAAAAGGAAAGACUUUCUGACACAAGUCCUGUAGAGGAAGAGGAAGAUUCUUCUUCACAAGCCGAAGAUACAUGAGUUCUGCUCCCGUAUCUCCCUCCUCCCGUGCACACAUCAUUUUGUUCAUCCUUUUCAAUGGCCAAACCAAGAACAAAUAAGACUGCAAUGACAGUACAGACCUUUAAAUAUAUUUUUCAAAAAGGGAAUAAAUGUAAAUCGCUUCAAGAGAAGGUAAUUACACAGCAACUGUAGAUUUGGAGUGGUGACAAGUCCUCCGACCGAUUUCACAACGAACUUUAGACUAAGAGGAACUGAGGAGAGCAUUCAAGACGGACAACUGAAGACAGCGUAGCACUCUGGGACUGUGAUGCACACACACACACACACACACACACACACACACACACACACACACACACACACACACACACACACACACACACACACACACACACACACACACACACACACACACACACACACACACACACAUAGUAGGAGCAAGUCAUGUCAAAAUAUACCAAUUCAAUAAUGUGAGUGCAUACAUCAGUCAUGCAGUAUAAUUGGUGCGCAAAUGUACCCCUUAUUUUCUUCUGUUCACACAAACAUACACAGACACACACUCUUGACCAUGUGUUUGUGUGUGUGCAUUUACAUGAGGGACAUUGAUCAGUAAUGAAUCUCUUUGGAAAAAGCCAUCUCUUAAAGGAGUAUUAACUAGUGUUCAGUCAGUAUUAGUAAUUCAUGUUCGUUAGAACCUCAACAGAAACUGUUCUCCUCUGACAAGCUACUCAGCCGAGGAACUUUUUUUUCCAUUUCUGUCGGAAAGAAAAGAAAAUCCACAGAGUUGGAGGAGGAGAGAGGAAGAUGCUGAAGGAAAAGAAGAUGCUGCGAUGGAGGGGCCGCCGGCUCCAAUACCCCUUUCCCUUUACGAGGAGAGUGCUACUGGUGCAAGAUGGCUCUGUGCCUUUCUGAAACACCAGCUUCCUGAAUGGAGCUGUCGUGAAGCAAUGCAUUGUGGGACAGGAGUGUCUACUUUUGUUAUCAUUUUUGAUUGUCUCUUGUUAAAGAUCUCUCUUUACUGUUCAUGGUAUUGUGGUGUGUAUCUCACACGUACAGUUUCUGUGGUGAUAUGUUUUAAGUCUUCCUUUGUUGCUCUUCUGGUAAUAUAAUAACUCAGAAGUCUAGAUGCAGAGCAAUCAUCACCACCUCCACAACCAUCAGUGGACUUUUUCCAGCUUAUGGUUUUUUCUUAUUAGAAUGAUUUUUUUACUUUCUGAGAAUAAGCCAUGUGAUGCUUUGAAGCAUAAGUUUUGCCUAUUUUCUAUUUAACAAUUUCUAAAUAUGUUGAAGGGAUACAGAAUUAUUUCAUCAGCAGAACAAAUUUCCACUUGCCAUCUCACACCCACUUGCACUGCGUGGUUAUUUCUCCUCAUACACAAUGAUUCUCACCAAAGGAAAGGAUGAGAAGCUUCAGUGGGUGAAGUGAUUUGAAGGAAUACGGAUGAAGAUGAAAAUCAGGGAGGCAGAAUGUUAGGAGAAAGAAGCGUUACUUGACCAAAAGCUGGUCUGGCAGUCCCUAAUCAUCCUUGUUAUGUUUGAUGCUUUUUUGCCUUAAUGUCAGAUGCAGGAUACAUACCUGCCAGUAUGUAGAUUUAUAAUAUAUAUAAUAGAUAUCCUAGUAUAUUUAUAUCACGUCAGUAUGCUUAUUUCUGUGAGUAUCAGUGUGUCUAUACACAGUGUAUCCAGCAUUGCAUAUAGAGGGAAAAGGAAAAACAUUGCUGCGAAUAAUGUUGUCGCUGAGCUCGGACUAACAUAAAGAAUGUGCUGUUUUUUAUCAGGAAGGUAAAAUUACUUUCUUAUAGCUUCAUGAAAGCAUGAGGAGGGAAUAAGAAUUAUGAGAUAAGAUUUUGCGGGCGGUGAGAACGAAUAGGGAUGUCCUUUAAUCCUUUAGUUUGAAUCUGACCAGUUAUCGAUUUGACAUGAUGGAGUUGAUGCGUGUAUUUGUUUGUGUGGCUUUUUGUGUGGUCAUGAGUAAAUGUAACAGAGAGAGAUGGCAGGAUGCUUAAGAGGUUGUCAUAUGUGUCAUUGGUCCCUCACCGGCAUCAGCACAAGUUGUUGAAUGGUGUUCAGGAUUUGAUCAGCUCAAAUAGGUCACAGCUUGUUUAGGUGUUUGUUUUUCACAGGGUAAAAAAAACGAAUAAAAUAACAUGAGUGUGGUUCUUUUGAAGGGUAAGAGCAAGUUCCUGCAGGUCAGUAACUGAGCUUAUCUGAAGACGCCACAGCUCGGAGCUAUAAGCCUGUGUGUUCGACCUGCUCUGUCGCAGGACGGAGCAGAGCUGCCGGGCCACCACACAGGCUUUCACCUUGUACAAUGGGAAUCCAGGAUUACUACUGCAGUUACUUAAAUAAAAGAUUCCCAUAUGCAUCGGCCUUUCACUUUAAAGAUGUUGCUUUGUUUUUGUGGCUUCUUGUUUUGUCAUAAGCUAUAAAAACAUCAAUAUUUACUUGCCAUACAAACACGAUACUGUAGCAAUUGUUUCUUAUUAAGAAAUGUAUUCAACUGAUUGAUUGCUGCCAUUCUUUUAAAUGAUGAAAAGAAAACCAUGGGAAGUGUUUUCUUUGAACAGUUUGUGUACAGUUUAUUUUUAUAUCAUUCUGGUGGAUGGUCUAGAAAAUGAAUCAUGUGUUGAUGAUAUAGCUAUAAGCAUAACCAAUCUUGUAUAUAAUGUAAUAUUGGAUUGUAAAUUAUACAUUUAUCCAAGUCAUAAUGAUUGACAAAUAACCACUUAAGGUUGUUUUGUGAACCACUAAAACACUGCAGGCCACAUCCUCACCUUUUCAUUCUCUAGUUAUGUUUUCGCUCACUUGUGCUAACAUAUUUUAAUCGUCCACAUUUAUUGUUGAAAUCAAAUAUAUUUGUACCAGCACUUUAUUUCGUCAGGUUUUGAGGCAGACAGUGUGUUUCAGGUAGUAUUCAGUCUGUGUCUGGUGGUUUGGUCAUUGGCAGUCACCCAUUGAUCAUUUUACAUUGGGCCAAAUCACAAACUCGUUGUGCAGUAGUCAAUGUUAACGACUUUUCUAGAGGUCUAUUCAAACAAACAAGUAAUUCUCCAUUAAUAGUCCAUGUGAAAUUGAACUAAUUUGACUGAUAAAGUCAAAGUUGAGCUGAUGUAGUCACAUUGGAUGUGACAUUUUGAAAAGGAAUACAUGUGUCCUUAUCUACCUUGGCCAUUUUAGUACUACCACCACUUCUAUUUCUUAGUAACUUCGAUCUUUGUUAGCCUAGAUGUCCGUCCCGUGGUGGCCUAGUGGUUCCCAUCUUGGGUGGCUGUUAGGUCACUUUUUCACAGAGACCCCUCUGUGAAUAUUUUUUUCUGGGCUUUAAUUCAUGUGUUUGUUCACAAGUAAGACAUAUUAUUCAAGGGGAAAAAACAACAUGAAAUGAUUGUAAUAUUUGUAAAUGAUCUUGCUGUAAUGUGUAAAAUGUGUCCAAGUUAUUUUUUAUUAUAUUAUUUUUAUGAAAGUUUUUCCUCUCAACAGAGCUGAGGUGUCAUUUUGUGAAUAAAUGCAUUUAAUAAGCAAACAUCUAUAUAUAAAACAAUAUUAUAGUA
This is a messenger RNA of Gymnodraco acuticeps, 6813 nucleotides long. RefSeq names its product phosphodiesterase 4A, cAMP-specific (gene pde4a). Lineage: Eukaryota; Metazoa; Chordata; Actinopteri; Perciformes; Bathydraconidae. Gene Ontology annotation, cellular component: nucleus; cytosol; perinuclear region of cytoplasm. Gene Ontology annotation, biological process: signal transduction. The transcript has 15 exons. Gene Ontology annotation, molecular function: 3',5'-cyclic-AMP phosphodiesterase activity. The record is from RefSeq and is a predicted model, not a curated record. The coding region runs from base 890 to 3277 and encodes 795 amino acids.